Messenger RNA from Oncorhynchus keta (chum salmon), 2275 nucleotides. RefSeq names its product hematopoietic cell-specific Lyn substrate 1 (gene hcls1). NCBI's taxonomy places the organism in Eukaryota, Metazoa, Chordata, Actinopteri, Salmoniformes, Salmonidae. Gene Ontology annotation, cellular component: plasma membrane; site of polarized growth; actin filament. The transcript has 16 exons. The record is from RefSeq and is a predicted model, not a curated record. Gene Ontology annotation, biological process: regulation of actin filament polymerization. Gene Ontology annotation, molecular function: actin filament binding. Bases 15 to 1772 code for a protein of 585 amino acids.
CCGUAGCUACUUGCAUGUCAUCGGCCACGCGCAUUAUUUCCUACAUCAACUGUUUGCGCGACUCUAUCCUCGUUCUGGUUGAGACUUGUGAAAAUAUACAUUUGUGGCAUUAUUACAUCAAGGAAAGUUGUCUGGCAACGCAAAGGUACAUGUGGAAGUCAGUGGUGGGACACAACGUGAGCUUAAAGGUUGCAGAGGGGGACGACUGGGAGACCGACCCUGACUUUGAGAAUGAUGUGUCAGAACAGGAACAGAGAUGGGGGGCCAAGACCAUUGAGGGGUCUGGUCGAAAAGAACACAUCAGUGUAUCAGAGCUGAGACAGAAGGUGUCCCAGGAGCAUGAGGUGGGGAAGCAGAAGGAGCGAGCGGAGGCUCCCAAGGCCUCUUAUGGUUACGGGGGGAAGUUCGGAGUGGAGAAAGACCGCAUGGACAAGGGGGCAGUGGGGCAUGGCUACGUGGCGCAGGUGGAGCAGCACUCAUCCCAGACCGAUGCAAAGAGAGGAUUCGGGGGGAAAUUUGGAGUGCAGAAAGACCGUGUGGAUAAGUCUGCCAUGGGUUUUGAAUACAAGGGAGAGGUGGAGCAGCAUACAUCUCAGAAAGACUAUUCAAAGGGUUUUGGAGGGAAGUUUGGGGUGGAGAAGGAGAAAGUGGACAAGGCUGCUUUAGGUUACGACUACAAAGGAGAGACCGAGAAGCACCAGUCUCAGAAAGACUAUUCAAAGGGUUUUGGAGGGAAGUAUGGGGUGGAGAAGGAGAAAGUGGACAAGGCUGCCUUGGGAUACGACUACAAGGGAGAGACCGAGAAGCACCAGUCUCAGAAAGACUAUUCCAAGGGUUUUGGGGGGAAGUUUGGGGUGGAGAAGGAGAAAGUGGACAAGGCUGCUUUAGGUUACGACUACAAGGGAGAGACAGAGAAGCAUGAGUCACAGAAAGACUAUGCCAAGGGCUUUGGGGGACGCCAUGGCGUCCAGACAGACCGCAUGGAUAAAAGUGCAGUGGCCUUCACAGACAUGGAAUCCCCUACCUCUGCCUAUGAGAAGACAAUACCAUUGGAGGCAUCAAGUGCAGGGGCAGGCAACCUGAAGGCUCGCUUUGAGAACUUGGCUCGGUCAUCAGACGAGGAGAACAGAAAGCGAGCGGAGGAGGAGAGAGCCAGGAGACAGGCUAGAGAGAAGAGAGAGCAGGAGGAGGCACGACGCAGACAACAGGAACAGAACAGCAGGGAGGAGGAAGCAGAGCAGCAUCAGCCUCCACCUGUUGAAGAGCAGAGACCUCCACCUGUUGAAGAGCAGAGACCUCCACCUGUUGAAGAGACCAACAGGAAGCCCCAACCACCACAGCUGCCCACUGCCAGGGCAGUGCCUCAGAUACCAAGAGAUGAACCUGAGCUAGUGGAGGAGGAAGAGGAGGAGCCAGACUGUGACCAGCCCCCGUGCCUGCCCCCACGGUCAAGUGACCUGCUGGAGGCGGAGCCACCUCAGGAGCAGACCCCAUCAGAACCAGAGCAGGAGGAUGAGGGAGAGUAUGAGGAUAUCUCACCAAUACCUUUCUUCCCAGAACCUGUUCCAGCUUUGGAUAAUGACUAUGAGGACCUGACAUGCGGUCAGACAGCAGUGGCCAUUUAUGACUACCAGGGAGAGGCAGAUGAUGAGAUCUCCUUCAACCCGGAUGAUGUCAUCACCAACAUAGAGAUGGUGGACGAAGGCUGGUGGAAGGGACACUGUCACGGACGCAUUGGACUUUUCCCUGCUACAUUCGUGAAAAUGAUGUAGUGAGCGUGCCUAUACAGUCUCCAACACAGACAUAUACCUGAGCCCAUAGGACCUGUGGGUCUUUUCACAGGGGAGACAUCAGCAUAUUGAUCCUAUCGGACAGGUAUAGUUUGAUUGUACCAUGGGAGCAUCUCAAUUGCAUACUCCUCUAUCCUCACUUUCUUAAUAACCAUUGGAGGUCAGAGGGGAGGGACCUCUGGCUUUCUCAUCCAAUGGGUUUUGAGGUGAGGAGAGAGGACGCAAGGAGUAUACAAUUCAGAUUCUCCCCAUGUGUUUUCUAGUCAAUUGAUUUAUAUCCGGUCAGUAGUCAUGAUAUAUAAUGGAUAGUCAUUGUGCUUCAUACUGCUCAGGGUGGGAUGCAGCCCUUCCCCUUAUAAACGCUGAUUGCUAAAUGUUCCAGAAUGUUCUCAUGCACUUGCAUUUCAAAGGAUUAUGUAAGUCAUUUAGCUAUGGAAUGUUUUGUUUAAAAACAAUAAUGAGUAACUACAGAGAAUUGUAUUUUG